UGAGCAGUGUUAGCUAGUAAAUAUAUCCCUAAAAUAUCCAAAAAAUGAAACUUCUAGCAAAGAUUAUUUGGCUUAUGUUAUGGGCUGUUUGUGUAGGAGAAGUUAAACCUUGUGAUUUUCUGCAAAUAAAACACGGAAGCCUAUAUAAUGAAGAUAGAUAUAGACCAUACUUUCCAGUGCCUGUAGGAAAGUCUUUUUAUUAUCACUGUGAUCACAAUUUUGUGACAUCUUCAGGAAGCUACUGGGAUACUAUUUAUUGCACACAAGAAGGAUGGUCCCCAGCGGUACCAUGUCGCAGACAAUGUACUCUUCAUUAUGUGGAGAAUGGACGUAAACCAAGGAACAAAAGAAAAUAUCUACAAGGUGAAUCUGUGCAAGUCACCUGCUAUCGUGGCUACAGCCUUCCGGAGGAGCAGACCACAGUGACAUGUACCGAGAAUGACUGGUCCCCUCCUCCCAGAUGCAUUCGUGUCA
This is a messenger RNA of Galeopterus variegatus (Sunda flying lemur), 474 nucleotides long. Its product is annotated as complement factor H-related protein 3-like. The record is from RefSeq and is a predicted model, not a curated record. The transcript is spliced from 3 exons. The annotation marks the transcript as partial. Lineage: Eukaryota; Metazoa; Chordata; Mammalia; Dermoptera; Cynocephalidae.